AACACUUGUACAUAUACUACACCACUUCUUUCCAGGAACUCAUAUUUCUGGAAAAAUCAUCAAACUCUAUCAAAUGGAAUAUUACGAUAUUAACUACAAUCAAAACCAAAUCAAGAAACAAGCUUGAUGUCGAACCCACAAUGCGUAUUUCACUUACUAACUCCAUAGAAGAACUCUAAAUUGAUUCAUUGGUUAGAAACAAAUACGAACAUAAGCUAUGAUGACCAAAAUGAUACAAACCAACGACUUUCGUGGAGAGAUCUGUAUCCACAGAUAUUAGUGAGUGUAGUUGCUUUUAUGUUGGUCACUCAGCCUGGCAUCAAUAUGGUUUACUCGAACAUAUUCCUAAAUCAUUAUAAGUUUACAGAUAUUUCAGAUUUAUCCUGGUUGACGAGUAUUCUGGUAGUAUGCACACCAAUAGGAACUAUAGCUAUUGGCGUGAUCAUGGACCGGAUUGGCCGGAAGAACGCAUUUCUUGUGACUUGCGUGCCGCUCUUGAUAUCGUGGUCAAUUGCUUCGGUGGUCCGCCCCGAAGACAUGAGUUUAAUUUAUGCAUGCAGAGUUUUCGCUGGCAUCGGCGGAGGCAUGACGUCCAUGGUUAUCAUUUACGUAUCAGAAAUAGCUCAUGCUUCGUAUAGACAAGUGCUAUUGUCUUUAAACAGCGUGUUUUUCUCGGUAGGCGUUUUAUUCGCCACUACCGUUGGAUCCUUCUUCAAGUGGCAGAUGGUCAACAUGAUAUUUUUGAUCUUCACUGCCGUCAUAACUGUUCUUUUGGUCAUUUUUCUACCGGAAAGUCCGAUUUGGCUGGCCAAGUUUCGGGCCAGCAGAGUCUACGAAGCUAAAAAUUCGCUGAAGAGGAUAUAUCCUAUAAACGAUCAAGUGUACGUAGAUGAGUUAAACGGUCUGGAUUACGUGAGAAAACCGCCGACAAGACCAGCUACAACGAUCACGAUUGCACCGGAUCCGUCGGAAUUCGACAACGGGCCGACCACAUCGCGGCCGCUGCUGUCGACGGUGCGGCUUAGCGGCGGAACGAGUCGUAGCCACGAACGGCGUCGCGGACGGUUGCGACGGCUAUGGCGUCAACUUUGCAUGUGCGGCCAGUUACGGUUGUGGUCACCGCAGCCACCGACGGUGACUAGGCCGGUUCGCGUGCUGGCUAUCGUAUUUCUGUUGCAACAGUUGAGCGGCUGUUACCCGGUGAUAUUUUACGCGGUGCCGGUCAUUCGGACGGUGAUGGGAGUGACCGACCUGGACGCAGCCGACGGCCAACCUAGCCAGAUGGACGCGCUGAUCGCGCUGGGAGUGGUGCGGCUGUUGGCCAGUGUGGUGGCAUGCAUGCUGUCCCCGCACGUCGGUCGCCGGCCACUAAUGAUCGCUUCCUCGCUGGCCAUGGCGUGCUCGGCCGCGCUGGUGGCGCUCACCUGUCCGCUACCCGCCGCCGCGGGCCCGCGCGACGACUACGAUGGUUACGAAACGAUUUACCCGACGGCCGGACCGCCGCCGGUACCGCUGCUGCCAUUGAUCGGCAUUGCCGCGUUCGUCUGCAGCGGUUCAGCCGGCGUGAUUGUGUUCCCGUGGACGCUAGUCGGCGAACUGCUACCCGUCUCGGUCAGGGCCACGGGUGGUGCGCUGCUCGUUGCCUACGCGUACACGUUGAUGUUCAUCGUCCAGCGCGUGUUCCCGUGCCUCGUCGCACUAGACGCAGACGUCUCGGGUGGCCGUGGUCGCAGCUCCGUCGCCGCAGCUUUCGCGAUGUUCGCAGCCGUCUCGCUGGCGCUGGCCCUGUAUACGCACGCCAGCCUGCCCGAGACGCUAGGCAAACGGUUCAAGGACAUCGAGCGGUAUUUUGCCGACCCUUCACCAACGUGCUUACCGGUGGACUUUUCCGUCAAAAGCGAGACCACGCACAACCACCGGUGAAGAUAGCUCUACGUGGCCAGCGAUCUCGCUCAUCCGUUCUGACCUCUGGUGAUGCGGUCGAUACGUGUUGUUGCUGUUGCGUGGAACACCAUGUUGUAUUAGUGAGAAUUUUUUUCGUACAUUUUUUCGAUCUCAUCCUCUCAAUUUAGCAUAUCUAUGCAUAAAAAUAUGAAUUAUAGCAUUUAUCAAGUCAAUAUUGUAUGAAAUUUACACUCGUACGAAAUCAAUUUUAAAAUAUCCACGCAUUCGCGGUUCAUCGUUACAUUUAUCGAAGUAUUAUUCUCAUAAUCGUGUGGAAAAACUAAUAUUUGGAUUGUACAAAAUAUAUUUUAAUAACAUUUAAUUUCUUAUAAAUUAUGU
Molecule: messenger RNA, 2283 nt
Organism: Sipha flava (yellow sugarcane aphid)
Lineage: Eukaryota; Metazoa; Arthropoda; Insecta; Hemiptera; Aphididae
Product: facilitated trehalose transporter Tret1-like
Exons: 7
Coding region: 298-1923 (541 amino acids)
Biological process (GO): transmembrane transport
Cellular component (GO): membrane
Molecular function (GO): transmembrane transporter activity
Source: RefSeq, a predicted model, not a curated record